AUGUCAAACAAUUCUGAACGUGGCCAGGAUAGGAAGGAGGAUGAUGAAACGGCCAUGGUAGAGGAAGCCCAGAAUAAAGUGAGGAAAUGCGACUGCGAUCAGCCCCCCUGCAUAAAGCCGGCGCCGCCGCCGUCGGAACCGCCGCCCCCGCCGCCGCCUGACGAGGAGAUCCAGCAGCUGCACUUCGAGGCCAUCACACGCGACUACAUCGCCCGGCCGAGGAUCGCCUACCGCACGGUGGCCGGCGUGAACGGGCCGCUGGUGAUCCUGGAGCAGGUGAAGUUCCCGCAGUACGCGGAGAUCGUCAACAUCAGCCUCCGGGACGGCACGCGACGCACGGGGCAGGUGCUGGAGGUGUCCGGCACGCGCGCCGUCGUCCAGGGCACGUCGGGCAUCGACAACACGGACACCAUGGUGGAGUUCACGGGCGACAUCCUGCGCGUGCCGGUGUCGGAGGACAUGCUGGGCCGCACCUUCAACGGCAGCGGCACCCCCAUCGACGGCGGCCCGCCCAUCCUCGCCGAGACCUACCUCGACGUGCAGCCCCAGCCCCAGCCCCGCCCCAGGCCCGAAGCCCAGCCCCAGCCCCAGCCCCAGCCACCCAGCCCCAGCCCCAAGCCCAGCCCAGCCCCGAGCACCAGCUCCCCCAGCCCCUCGAGCCCCAGCCCCUCAGCCCCAGACCCUCAGGCCCCAGACCCUCAGCCCCAAGCCCCUCAGCUCAAGCCUCAGCUCCAGCCCUCACCCCAGCCUCAGCCGCCAGCCCCGAGCACCGGGGCUCCCAGCCCCGAGCCCUCAGGCCCCAGCCCCACCCCAGCGCACCAGUCCCGCUCCCAGCCCCCAGCCCCAGCCCUCAGCCCCAGCACCAGCUCACAGCCCCCAGCCCCACUCAGCCUCAGCCGCCCCGCCAGCCCAGCCCACCAUCCGUCAGCACCGCCCACGCCCACGCCAGCCCCAGCCCCUAGCCGCCCUCUCAGCCCGACCCCCAGCUCGGCCUUCAGCCUCAGCCCCCUGCAGCCCCAGCUCAGCCCCAGUCCCUUAGCCCCAGCCCCUCACCCAGCCUCAGCCCCAGACCUCAGCCGCCAGCCUCGCUUCCAGCCCCAUGCCCCGCCCCUUCGCCAGCCCUCAAGCCCCAGGCCACGCCCAGCCCCAGCCCCCAGCAGCCCUCAGGCCCCAGCCACCUCGCCUCAGCCCACCAGCCCCAGCCCCCCAGGCCACGCCCCUCACCCGGCCCCUUCAGCCUAG
Messenger RNA from Gryllus bimaculatus (two-spotted cricket), 1242 nucleotides. Lineage: Eukaryota; Metazoa; Arthropoda; Insecta; Orthoptera; Gryllidae. The record is from the annotation of a GenBank genome assembly.